Castor canadensis (American beaver) is the source of this 5539-nucleotide messenger RNA. NCBI's taxonomy places the organism in Eukaryota, Metazoa, Chordata, Mammalia, Rodentia, Castoridae. The record is from RefSeq and is a predicted model, not a curated record.
GAAACUGCUGCAAGAGUAAAUCAGUCAGCUCUGGAAGCCGUCACUCCUUCCCCAUCCUUCCAGCAGAGGCAUGAGAGCCUGCGGCCAGCAGGACAAUCUCGGCCACCUACAGCUCGAACCAGCAGUUCAGGAUCCUUAGGAUCUGAGUCCACCAAUUUGGCUGCCCUGUCUCUAGAUUCUCUUGUUGCCCCAGAUACACCAAUACAGUUUGACAUAAUUUCUCCUGUGUGUGAAGAUCAGCCUGGCCAGGCAAAGGCCUCUGGCCAGGGAGGGAGGCGUACAAAUCCAUUUGGAGAAUCUGGAGGAAGUACAAAAUCUGAAACUGAAGACUCUAUUCUUCACCAGUUAUUCAUUGUCCGAUUCCUUGGUUCUAUGGAGGUGAGAUCAGAUGAUCAUCCAGACGUUGUUUACGAGACAAUGCGUCAGAUCUUAGCAGCUCGGGCCAUCCAUAACAUCUUUCGUAUGACAGAAUCACACUUAUUAGUCACUUGUGACUGUUUAAAGUUAAUUGAUCCACAGACACAAGUUACAAGACUUACAUUUCCACUACCUUGCGUAGUUUUGUAUGCUACACAUCAGGAAAAUAAGCGACUUUUUGGAUUUGUUCUCCGGACAUCAGGAGGGAGAAGUGAAAGUAAUCUGUCAUCUGUCUGCUAUAUAUUUGAAUCGAACAAUGAAGGGGAAAAGAUUUGUGAUUCUGUUGGUCUGGCAAAACAGAUAGCUUUGCAUGCUGAACUGGAUCGGAGGGCAUCAGAAAAACAAAAAGAAAUAGAAAGAGUAAAAGAGAAGCAACUGAAAGAGCUCAGUAAACAAAAGCAGAUUGAAAAGGACUUGGAAGAACAAAGUCGGUUGAUAGCUGCUUCCAGUAGACCAAACCAAGCCAGUAGUGAGGGGCAGUUUGUUGUCCUUAGCAGUAGCCAGUCAGAAGAGAGUGAUUUGGGAGAAGAAGGAAAGAAGAAAGAGUCAGAAGCAUAAACUCAUCCUUGAUUUUUUUGAUUGAUUUCUCCUUCCCCUCUUGGAAUUUGACAAUUUCUGUGGUGAAAUGGCACAAGGUAACAACUAUGUUGAAAUAUCAAGAAGGAAACUAAGCUUUAUAGUUGCUGUUUUAGCUUCAUUUUAAAAAGAUUGAACUUGAUGACUUAGGUUUACAUUAAGUUCUUUUUCUUAAAAAUAGUAGACUGUGCAUUAACAUUAAAUUCCACUUGUCUAAACAAAACCUGCUUAUUUCCCUAAAAUAGAUUUCUAAAGAGUUACACUUCCUUACACAUUUUUUCCUGAAAAUUACAAGUGCAUUGUAAUUGGCUGUACCCAUAAGAAAUCAUUUAUUCAGGUUCAGAUGUUCUCCCCUUUCAUUAUAGGAACAUUUUGCUGUUAGUGAAGAAGCAUUCAACUGAAAAUAAGUUUAACUCCUUUCCAUAGAGAAGUUAACAAAUUUGCAAAUAUUUUAACAAUAUUAAAUAUGCAGUAGAUGUAUAAAAUCAUUAGAACAGAGAUUUUAGACUUAAAGUCUCCAAUUGUGGUAGGUGGUACUGUUAAUUUCAAGGCACUUUCUUGGCUUGCUCCCAUUUCUCUGAUGUGUUAGUGUCAGGAGGAAAGAAGCAUAAGUGUCUCCAGUUCAAGAUUGAUUAGAGACCUUGGUGUUUUGUUACCAUAUUCUUAGUUCUCAGGUUGGGACUUCAAUUAUUGCUGCAGAGCAGUAAUGUGUGGUGACUAAGAUUUCAGAAUCCACUAAAAGAGAUUUUUUGUCAUUCAAAUACAUUUUAGAUUAGGAGUGACAUGUAAAGAUACUGUUAUAGGAUGAGACAUUGUAUUUUCUGCAUUGUGUGAAAUAAUUUUUACUGAUAAUCAAAUGAUGUUUCAAAAGAAGUUCUAUAACAAUUAUGGUUACUGCUUAAGGUAAAAAUUUGCAGCUUAGUUUAGAAAAUGUAAUCUUUUAAAUUUCAGAUUGAUAUUCCUAGUAUUUUCAUAAUUCCAUGUUUUGAUAAUGGACUGAAUCACCACUUUAUAUCCACAAAGGCAAAUAACUAAUUUAUGAACAUAGAGUAAUUUGCACUAAUUAUUGUAAAUACUUCUAGUUUUCAAAUGAGUAAAAAGGUCUAACUCCAUGAAAGAUUGAAAAGAAAUUGAAUGCCUGGUAUAGUAUAGAAGUUGACCAAGGAAUGAUUUUAGCCUGGUGCCAAGGUUAAAAUGAUACUUCUUUAUUGCCUAUCUUCUAUGUCAAAACUUGAUUUUUUUUCUUUAUUCAGAUUUUAAACAUUGCUGAUAGAAAUUAUGUUCAUGUGUUCCACAUGAAAAAUUCAAAUAUAUCGAGUUAAAUAUUUUACAUAGUGUUAACAUUUACAGAUUUUUCAAGAGGUUAACCACUAAGACUUAAUUUCACAAGGGAAAGGCCUUUUAUUCUUUAAUGUGUAGUUUCUUCUUCAUAGUUCUGAAUUAGAAAUGGCAUUAUUUUAGUUCUCAGAAUAUAACUCAGUUCUUUCACAUUGUGUUCUUUAGGGAUGGGAUAGAUGGUUAUAGAUGGUUAUAUAUAGGAUCAUGAUAUUAUUUUUCUCCAUGUGCCAAAUGGGAGUAAUGAUUAUUAAAUACUCUUUGAAGAUUUAUGUUACCAAAACAUAGUAAACAAGUGGAAAUUUGUGGAAUCCUUUCUAAUUAAACAUUUAUUUUGUGCUUACUAAAGGGAAUGUUUUCACAAUAGUGUAUCAUUCCUUUUGUUGAUGUUGAAAUUUCUUCAGUGGUCAAUACUUGAUUGGUUGUGGCAAGUCCUGCUUUUAAGACCUCUUUUUUUUUUGAGGUUGGUAAGCUUUCUGUUUUAGUAAGUCUUGUCUUCAUAUAACAUGUUGCCUCACUUAGGUCAGAUGAACUCUGUUUUCCUACAAGGAAAGUGGUCUUUAUUAGGAGGCAGUUUUACUUGGCCAGUUCUUCUGCAUGGUCACAAAGUACUGCCUUUGUUAGCAGUCUCCUAGUAUAGCCAGGAUUAAGGAUACUGGCAGACUUAAGGAUACUGGUCAGACUUGUAUUCCUUUUAAGUCAUGUCUCAUAGGAAUUUCCACAACAACAUGUCAGUGUCCAUACAUUCCAAUGCCAAGUAGAAGUCAUGACUGGGCUUAACAGUUUUAGAUGAUUCAAUUUCUCUUCCCUUGCUGUUAAACUAUAUGAACAAUUCCAUUAUUGCAGACAUGUCAGCAUCAGCUUUAAUAAGCACUUGUUUUUUUGUGUAAAGAGGGCUCCAGUGAGUUUCUUCCUAAUGUUAAAGCUGAUCUUGCUCUGUUGGUCAUCCUGUGAAAUCCCUUCUAGCUCUGGGAUGCUUUGAUGGUAAUUGGAUUAGAUUUGGGGCUUUUUUUCUUACUCAAACUUACACUUAAUGGUUUUUAGAAAUUAACAAAAACUGUUUUUUUUUUUUUAAAGAAAAGGACUACAGCCUGCUUACUUUUGCUGUGCAUUCUGUUAUCUGUAUGUUCACCAUAUGAACAGUACUUUCAUAACUAUGGUGAUGAGGUCAGUAGAUAGGAGUCAUUUAUUCUUGCAUCCUUUCUGAAUUUUGAAAACUUGGUACCUAGGGACUGAACCUGUUACCUGGAACAGAGUCCCUAAAGCUUCUCUAAUUUUUGCCAGAUCCUUAAUUAUUAUUUUGUUUUUAAUUUCAAAAGAAUUCUCAGGCUCCACAAUUUAAGGGCAAUGAAGUUGUUUCCAUUAUUCUUUGGAAAAGGACUGUCAGAUAUACAUAGCAUCCUAGGUAAUACACAGUUUUGUGUAGCAAAAGCAUUUGAAUUAAAUUUGAUACCUAUCUCUAUAUAUGUAUCACCGUAGUGUUUAAAAUUUGAAUCUUAUAAAGUGCUGACAGACUCUUAAGAGCUAGCAUACUGCGAAACCUUCUGCCACAUAAAUUAAAUGAAAAUAUAAUUGAUUCUGAUAACCUCUUAGCAUUCAUAUUGUAUUUUAAAUAUUUAAACAUGCUGGUUUAUAGAAAGAGCAAGAAGCCCUUCAUUUUAGCUUUAGCAAGUUUGAUUUUUGUUCUGUAUCAAAUUAAUAGCCCAUAAAGAUUUAAAACUGGAACCAUACUAAACUCUUAACCAAUUUCUUAUGACUACCCUCCUGUCAUUUACUUCAGUUAAUAUGUGAACCAGGAAUUAAAUUAUAACUAAAGAACAAAAUUGCUUUGUAUAUAUGAUAAUUUUGUAAUGCAAGUGAACUGGUUAAUUCUUAUUUCACUGAUACUAUUAACUGUGCAGUGUACAGUUAAAAGUCAUGCACCGUUUCCUUUAGAAUUGGAUUUGAAGAACUCACAUUUAUGUGAUCAUGGUAGUCAUGUGGAGCAGAGAAUUUUUUUUUCAUUUUGUCGAAAUAGGUAUUUACUGACAAGGCUUCAAGAAAUAUGUUGUUUGAAGUCUUUCAUGUAUAAUAAAAGCUAUGAUUUUUGUACAGUCUUUUUUGUAUGAAAUAUUUGAUAUAUACUAUGAAGUUUAUUUCUCCAAAUAAUUUCAAAUGAUCUUUUUAAUCUAACACUAUAAUUACCUAUUUAGUUCCAUUGCAAUUAUACAACAGCUAAAAUAAAAAAAAAAAAAGUCACUGAUUAGGAAAAGCUUGUUAUAGAAGCAAACUAAUUCAUUAUUAGUGAGUUUUUUCUUAUGGCAAAGGAAAAAGAUUUUAAUAAUUAUUCUAGUAUGUUACAGAUGAUCUGUACUUGCUGCUGUACUUCAAGAAAUUAAUUUUAAGGGGCAGGUAAUUGUGUGCUCCAGCUGAUAGCUUUAAUACUAAUGUUUACUCAUCUCAUGUGCUCCUUGUAAUUUGACCACUCUCUGAAUUCUACUGAGUUUGUGUUCUAAUUUGUUUUGAAUUUUAUAAAAAUGUGUAUAUACUUUCAGGAGAUCAAGGGAGUGGAUGAAAUUAACUUUAGAAUUAUGUAAUUUAUUUAAGUGCAUGUAUAUCAUAAAUAUAUUUGUAUAUUGACAUACAUAUAACCUUCCACUUGCUUAUAUAUGCACACAGAAUUUGAUUAAAAAAAUAAAAUCUUCAUGUCAGCUAGUAUUGAAAUUUUUUAAUGCACAAAACUAUAAAAGUAAUCUAAGUCUCCUUCCUGAAGUAGUCUGUCACCACGAAUCUUCACAUCAGAAAUCAUCUGGCUUCAGCUGUAUUAAAAUGGAUGGUUUAUGUUAAAUGCUAAGACUGAAUAUGUAAACAUCAAAGCUAUCACUGAUUGGGCUUUGAUGAACACAGCACGAUCUCACCUCUCUUGUUCCUGUUGUGCCAUCUCAAUAGGACAGAGAUGUGACUGAAUGAACAUCUCAGGUGUCCUUCCUCACCUUUCAUAAACAAGCCGAUAGUUAUGUGUGGUAUUUAAUAUGUAACAAUAUAUAAAUUAACAUUCUCCACUUAUAUGCAGUAUAUUAUAUAUAGAAAUAAAAAUUUAAACUGGCAUCUUUUGUUACUAAGUGUGCCCCUCCAUGUCCAAUACCAGGCUGAAUUCAGUACAGAAACUAAGUUCCUUAUUCAUAUGGAAACACUUUUAAUCCCAUUCCAGGGACCACAUUAAUCAAUAAGA